AUGUCAAGCGUCACUAUUCAGCCCGUCAACUCUUCCCAUCCGGAACUGGGCGCUCUGGUCCAGAACAUCGACCUAGCACAUUUAUCAGAGGAAGACUUCCAAGUCCUCCGCAACACGCUCUAUACACACAAUGUCGUCUGCAUCAAGUCACAAGGGAAACUUACUCCUAAGAAUCAAGCCGAACUCACCCGUCGCUUUGACCCCGAGGCCAUGACAUACGGGCACGGCACGACCAUUGACGCAAAGCGCUCCAUCCUCCAUCCUGAUCUCAAGACCAUACCUUAUCAGCCUGAAGUACAGGUCAUCGGAAACGGCUUCGUGCCCGAAUAUGAGGGUCUCACUGACAUCAAACUGAGGCAUCCUCACCACCGAACCUUCCACAAAACCGUAAUCCCGGAUGAGCUGGACUUGGACUAUACGCGGUUCUAUCGCUGGCACAUCGACGCGGCUCUUUAUGGAAAGCUCAACCCACCUCUCGUCACGUCCCUGUUGGCCGUAAAGGUGCCGAAGAACCGGAGACAGACCCUUUUGUACGACGACGGCACUGGCGAUACUCUCGACGUCCCCCUUGGCACCACCGCUUUCGUGUCGGGCUACAACAUGUUCGACAACCUCAGCCUCGAGCAGAAGGAGUUUGUCUUGACGUCCAAGAUCGAAUACGCUCCGCAUCCAUAUGUAUGGAUCUCGACCACAAAGUCCCGGCCCGACGGCCUCGGCAUGGUAUCAGAAGGCAAGGAAGUUCCACUCGAGGACCUCCCGCCCAUUGAGCGUGAAAGCGACAUCCAAAUCCUUCCCAUGGUAUGGCGGAACCCGGUGACGGGUCGAUUCGCGUUGCAGAUUCACCCCUCCGUGGUGCGAAAGAUACACUUGAAAGAUGGCAGUGUGAUCGAUGACCUUGCGAAGGUCCGCGAUAUCGUGCACGGUUUGCAACGGCCGGGGAUCGCGCCCAAAUUUGUCUACGCCCACGACUGGGAGGAAGGGGAUCUGGUCUUGUUCAAUAACCACGGAGUCUUGCACAGCGUCGUGGGUGCAUUCGCAGAGAACGAGGUCAGACUAUUCCGUCAAUGCAAUUUGGCAGCCAGCCGGCCUCCUUGCGGACCUCAGUAUCCGGAAGUGGUUGCGUGA
Molecule: messenger RNA, 1125 nt
Organism: Exophiala xenobiotica
Lineage: Eukaryota; Fungi; Ascomycota; Eurotiomycetes; Chaetothyriales; Herpotrichiellaceae
Exons: 1
Coding region: 1-1125 (374 amino acids)
Molecular function (GO): oxidoreductase activity
Source: RefSeq, a predicted model, not a curated record